Messenger RNA from Penicillium waksmanii, 648 nucleotides. RefSeq lists its product as uncharacterized. The transcript has 3 exons. The record is from RefSeq and is a predicted model, not a curated record. Gene Ontology annotation, biological process: regulation of DNA-templated transcription. Gene Ontology annotation, molecular function: zinc ion binding; transcription cis-regulatory region binding; DNA-binding transcription factor activity, RNA polymerase II-specific. Bases 1 to 648 code for a protein of 215 amino acids. Lineage: Eukaryota; Fungi; Ascomycota; Eurotiomycetes; Eurotiales; Aspergillaceae. Gene Ontology annotation, cellular component: nucleus.
AUGUCAGUAUCGGAAUCGGAUAGUUUAGGGCGGGUCAAGACCUGCGAGCACUGUGUUCGAGCUAAAAUUAGGUGCUCGCGUGCGUCUCCUGCCCAAAGCUGCGAUCGGUGUCUACGUUUGCAUAAAGAUUGUUAUUUCCGCCCAACAAAGGCUCGUAAUCCCAGGAAGCGGGCAACUCGAAUAGGCGUGCUUGAAGACAAAGUGGAUCAAAUUCUGGGUCAAAUAAAUCAUGGACCUCUCGCGAGCCCGCAAAAGACGCCGCCGUCUCCACAAAGCCAGAGCUCCGACCCUAAUAGUAGUCGACAUCCGUGCGAUGUGAUCGGGAAGGGAUUAAUCACCCACGAUGAAGCAAAUCGCCUGCUAGACAGAUUUCACGAUACAACGCCCUACUUUCCUUAUGUGCAGCUUCCAAGAGAGAUCACGAGCCAGGAUCUCAGAUCGGAGAAACCGUUCCUUCUGCUUUCUAUUCUAUUAGUCUCCUCGUUUCAGGAUGUCCCACUCCAUCUGGCUCUCGAGGAAGUUUCCGUCGCUUACCUUGGGGGUCCGGUUUUACGAGGAGAGCACCCACAGCCUCUCGAUUUGUUGCAAGGGUUGCUUGUUACGAUAGCAGGGUAUGCUCAUGUCCCACACAAGGUGCCUGUGUCUUGA